Messenger RNA from Puccinia triticina, 1416 nucleotides. RefSeq lists its product as uncharacterized. The transcript has 8 exons. Bases 1 to 1416 code for a protein of 471 amino acids. NCBI's taxonomy places the organism in Eukaryota, Fungi, Basidiomycota, Pucciniomycetes, Pucciniales, Pucciniaceae. The record is from RefSeq and is a predicted model, not a curated record.
AUGUAUAACCCCGGCACGAGUCCCAGUCUCAUUAAUGACGAGAUUCUCAGCAACCUUCCCCCCCAUUCUAAUCCUUUCGCCUUCAUGAAGGACGCCCUUUCAAAGAACUUGGCUUUGCCGUUAACCAGGGGUUUCGUGGUUACGCUUUUGGCGUUUUUCGUGUUCCAUGUUUUGAUUGCUGGAUUAUGCUUGUUAAUGUUAAUAUUGCCCAUCAUUUCCCGGUCGAAGCGGUCUCAGUGGCUGUGGAUGAAGUUAUUUGUCAAGGACAAGUCCGGGGAACUUAUUUAUAGGGCUCCCUUAUACUUCUUCAACAGCGGGGUUUUGGUAACAAUUUGCCAGCUGUGCAAUUCUGUCAUUUCUCAAGCAUUCAUAUGGUGUCAGAUCAAGCUCACAGGGCCAUUCGAUUACUACAGAUCCGACCAAAUGCUAGCUUUGCUGGGCGUUAUGUAUGUUUUUGAAUGUGUGGGGUAUUGCAGUUUGUCCCACUGUUUUUUUGUGACAGCUUACUAUGGUCGUAAAGUCCAUGGAAAUCCAUCAAGAAGAAGAAUCAGAUGCAUUUCACCUCCCAUACUAAUCAACAUGGUGUCUAUCUGCUUCCCACUCCUCACUAUCGCCACAAUCAUGGGUACCAUCAUCCGUCUGCUUCUUAUUCAUCGUGGUUUCGCCAAUAAGAUAACCAACCUUUUGGAAAAUCUAAGCCAAGCCUCUGGGAUAUGGGAACAAUUGCAUCACAAGUCGGUGUUUUUAUCUUCAGAGAAGACGAUGCUGCUCGCAAAUGGGAUGUCUUGGCACAACUCACAAAUAGAGGAGCUGGAAAUAGGGGCUCAUCAACAUCUGGACACUGUCAUUCGCUAUUUCCAAAUCUUCUCAUGCACGGUCUCGUCGUUCCUGUGUGUAUGCUGCCUGCUUUUCGUGUUUUCGUUUUGGAAACUACUGCGAACUAACCUACGAGAGGCAAAAAAACCAAAAAUCGUGCUCACUGUCGCCAUCAACUUGCCAGAUGAUGAGAACCAAUGCGAUGAAAAUAGCAGCCACUGCCAGACCACGAUGAGCAGCGUGAAUCACAUUCCCUCGAGUUUCGCCUUAUCAAAUCGCCAGCUUUCCUCUUUGACAAUCAGAUCACUGUUGAUGUUUUUAUCAAUGUUGAUUGCCAUCGGCUUAUUAUUGAUCUUGGCCAUCAAACCGACCAAUGUUCUCCUGAACCCUUACUGGCGAGGAUAUAUGACAUGGCUAUCAACCGCUGGAAACACAUUUUCUGCAAUUUGUAUUGUAUGGCAGUCUUGGAGGUUAUUUAUCGAUCAAUCCAAGACGAAUGGUGCAGAAUCACAAACUAUCCUUAUUUCAAAGGAUGACAUGAACUCGCGCAGUACACGGUCUGAAACGAUUCCCCUUCGUGAUCCCGAAAACAAAACCUAA